Eruca vesicaria subsp. sativa (arugula) is the source of this 3911-nucleotide messenger RNA. The record is from the annotation of a GenBank genome assembly. Lineage: Eukaryota; Viridiplantae; Streptophyta; Magnoliopsida; Brassicales; Brassicaceae.
CACUAACCAUAAUUUUGUUGGACAAAAUCCAAACAGAGCCUUGAGCGCUGUAAACUAACACAAAGUCAAGCUCCUUGCCAGAAAACGGACACGAACCUGAUCUCUAGAUCUCGUCCUUUCUUUUAUUUCCGCGGGAGAUCCUCGAUCCAUUUUCCGAUUCUGAGAUAACUUUCUGAUCUACAAUCUCUACUACUAUGAUCUGAAAUGAGAUGCAGCCUAAUCUCUUCCCCUUCGGCUCUGUUUUGGGUAAUCCGUUCCUCUUCAAUGGCGGAGAUCUAAACGAGGUUGGUGCUGGUGGGUUCGAGAGCUCUAGGGUUUUCUUUUUACUUCCUCUCUUGUUGUCCCAAGGUGAAGGCAUGGAUUUGUCUAAGGUUGGCGAAAAGUUUCUUAGCUCUGUUAAGUCCGCUACAUCCCUUGGACUCUUACCCUCUUCUUCUUCCUCCUCUUCCUCUGAUCGUCCUGAGAUUCCGGCACGUGCUGCUGCUGCAGCUGCUGUUGCUCGUGCUUUGGCUGGGCUUCCUUCUGAUCAGAGGUUGAGUAUAUCUUCUACUGCCACUGAGCUUAGCUCAAUAUAUGGAAACAGACCUCCUCCUCAAGAAGUUGAAGAGCUUGAAGAAGGCUUCUAUGAAGAGGAUUUUGAUCCAGUGAGACAUAUUUUGGAGAAUGUGCCAGAUGAUCAGAGUGAGCUUGCUUAUUUUGAGAAGCAGGCCACCCUGAGGUUAGUACAGCUGGAUAGAGUGGCAGAAAGCCUGUCUCAUCAUGUUAUGGAGCAUCAUGAAGUAAUGGUGAAGGGGAUGAAUUUGGUUAGAGAAUUGGAAAAAGAUUUGAAGAUUGCGAAUGUCAUCUGCAAGAAUGGAAGAAGGAAUUUGACUUCAUCUAUGAACGAGGCUUCAAGAGAUCUUAUUGUACACACUCAUUCCAAAAAGAAACAAGCUCUUCUGGAUAUGCUUCCUAUAUUAACUGAUCUUCGCCAUGCAAGACUAAUUCAGUCAAGUCUUGAAGACCUUGUUGAAGAAGGAAACUAUUGCAAGGCAUUUCAAGUUCUAUCUGAGUACUUGCAGCUUCUUGAUAGUCUAUCUGAGUUUUCAGCAAUUCAAGAGAUGACCCGUGGAGUUGAGGUUUGGUUAGGAAGAACUCUUCAUAAGCUUGAUUCACUUUUGAUGGGGGUUUGCCAGGAGUUCAAAGAAGAUAGUUAUUUAAUGGUUCUUGAUGCUUAUGCACUGAUCGGUGAUGUCUCUGGUCUCGCUGAGAAGAUACAAAGCUUCUUUAUGCAAGAAGUUAUAUCAGAAACCCACUCAGUCCUAAAGACCGUCGUUGGGGAGGAUAACGGUGUUGCCACCCAAUAUAGUAGACUUACAUACAGCGAUCUAUGUAUUCAGACACCAGAAUCCAAGUUUAGGCAAUGUCUCUUGAGAACACUAGCUGUGCUAUUUCAUUUAAUAUAUUCGUACCAUCAGAUAAUGAGUUUCACCCCAGAAAAGAAGGUAGAAAAUUUGAUCUCAACAAGUUCUGCAACAACGCAAAAGAUUGAUUCAUGCGACCCACAGGAUAGUGGUCUCUCUUCAGCCUUGAGUACAACAAGCAUACCUUCUUGUACCAUUUCUGCUGAAGAGUCUGUUGGAAGUGAAACCUUCAGUUCCGGGCAGGAAGCGUCUAAUAGUGAAAUAGACGAGUCUAAGGAUUCUGGAGAUACAGUAAGUAACAGCGAGUCACCAUGGUACUAUCUACGAAAAGAGAGUGCUGGUUUUGUUUCAGAAACUCUGCAGAGAGGACGCAGAAAUCUUUGGCAACUUACAACAAGCCGUGUGUCUGUUUUGCUCUCAUCCCCAGCUGCUUCUUCAACAAGUAUACAUCAAUUCCUUAAAAACUAUGAAGAUCUGAGCGUCUUUAUCCUUGCUGGGGAAGCGUUCUGUGGCUUUGAAGUUGUUGAUUUUAGGGAGAAGCUAAAGGGUGUGUGCGAAAAUUAUUUCACUGCGUUUCACAAGCAAAGCAUGCAUGCACUUAAAAUGGUCCUGGAGAAGGAGACAUGGACGAGAUUGUCACCUGAUAUUGUGCAAGCUAUCAAUUUUGCUGGUCUUGUGGGAGAUGGGGCUCCCCUUAUUAUAUCUUCCCGAAAUGCCUCUGGUUCUUCCAGAUUCUCUCACUCUAAUGACUCAACUGAUCCGAGUGGGAACAGGAGUGGAUUCUCAUAUUGGCUGAAAAGUGGAAACCCUUUCUCAGCAAAGUUAACUUACUAUAGAGAAGAUCAAGACUACUCCUCAGAUAAUGGAGCUGCCUCUGAAGAUCAAGACUACUCCACUGACGUUGUGAAUUCCAAGGUAAGAGAUAAAAAAGGCAUUAAUGGAGGUAGUCCUGUUUCAGGAUCAGGAGAUGAAAAUGAAGACCUUCAUGCUGACUAUAUUGAUGAGGAUAGUCAGCUUCCAAGACGAAGUUUUGCACGUAGUAUAUCAAGGAGUUCUUCUUCACAUUUGAGUACUAAUGAUGAUUUGAAAGCUCAAACAGGAUCGUCACUUUGCCUUCUAAGAUCAAUGGAUAAGUACGCAAGACUUAUGCAGAAACUAGAACUUGUUAAUGUCGAGUUCUUUAAGGGAAUAUGCCAAUUGUUCGGGGUCUUUUUCUAUUUUGUGUAUCAAGCUUUUGGUCAAGAAAAUACAAAUUCAGGUGGAAAAGGAGUUGCCAACUCUUCCAGUCAUCGUUUGAAAAACUGCUUAUCCCGGAUAUCUCAAGAGUGUGAGCAAUGGAUAAAACCUCAGUUUUCAUCAUCACCAUCUUCUUCACUUGCCUUUCCCAACACAGUUCAUAGUCUUGCGGACGUGACUCCCGCAAGUCCCUUAAAUACUACAUCUGGUCACGUAUCAGGCAUAACUUUUAGUCUAAAGGAAAGAUGUGCUGCAGUGGACACUGUUUCUCUUGUGGCCCGAAUAUUGCAUAAAUCAAAGGCUCAUCUUCAAUCGAUGCUUAUGUCAAGAAAUGGCUCUUUGGUUGAAGACUUCUUUGGUCAACUGGUUGGUUCCGUACCUGAUCUGACAGAGCACCUACACAGGACAACUGCGAGGAUCCUGCUGCAUGUUAAUGGAUACGUCGACCGAAUUGCUAAUUCUAAAUGGGAAGUCAAGGAGCUUGGAGUGGAGCAUAAUGGGUAUGUUGAUUUGAUGCUUGGGGAAUUCAAACACUACAAAACAAGGCUUGCUCACGGAGGCAUUUCACAGGAGGUCCAAAACCUCCUACUGGAAUAUGGAGUUGAAAUAUUUGCGGAGACGCUGGUGGAAGGUCUAUCUAGAAUAAAAAGAUGCACCGAUGAAGGACGUGCUCUCAUGUCAUUAGAUAUUCAGGUUCUAAUAAACGGGCUACAACACUUUGUGCCAACAAAUGUGAAACCCAAGUUACAGAUAGUGGACACAUUUAUCAAGGCAUACUAUCUACCAGAGACUGAAUAUGUCCACUGGGCAAGGGCUCAUCCGGAAUAUACAAAAGGACAGGUCGUAGGACUUGUGACUUUAGUAGCCACCAUGAAAGGCUGGAAGAGGAAAACGCGGUUAGAAGUUGUGGAUAAGAUUGAAUCAGCUGCUGCAUAGAUCAAAAUCAAGAACUUUUAGCAACAACGAGCGAUGUAUCUGCUGUAAAUUUGAGGAGAGCCCCUUCUUGAUUACUGUCGUUGUUUAUUGGGUUUUGUGUUGAAGAUCCUCCUCAAGUUGUGCCGUCUUGAAGGGAACUCCCCCCCCCUCCCCUCUCCUACCAUCAUGUAGUGCAGAAUCAUUAUGUAGUGCAAAAUCGUAUGAUUAUGGGUACUACCAUUUUCAAUUUUUUUCCGUAUUACAUGAUAUGAAGCAUUCCUUUUAUUAUAUUGUUGAUAAUUACUUUUUAUAUAUCAUGUUCACGAUAAUUAUUUUAAAUGGCAAUUUCAAAUCUUA